AUGGAUACAUCAAACCCCAAGUCGGAAGGCAACAAUGAAACUCAGUCCGAGCCUCAGUCAACCCCAUCACUCCCCGCUCUCCCUGCCGCGGGCGACGCUGCACCGACACUCGAAGUAGACGGCGCAGCACUACGUCUAGACCAUCUCGGCCCGCUCGUCGUAAACGAGGACGGAACGCUGAGCCGCAUCGCAAACUGGGAGAAGAUGGCAGACAUCGAGCGCGAAAACACAUUGCGGAUAUUGGGAAAGCGAAACCAGAUGCGCCUGGCGAAACUUCGUGCAGCACAACCAGGUAAUUCUGAUAAUGCGCCGGAAAAGGCCUCUGAAGAGAAGAACGCUCAGCCUGAUAGCUAG
Xylaria bambusicola is the source of this 354-nucleotide messenger RNA. RefSeq lists its product as uncharacterized. The transcript is spliced from 2 exons. The record is from RefSeq and is a predicted model, not a curated record. The coding region runs from base 1 to 354 and encodes 117 amino acids. Lineage: Eukaryota; Fungi; Ascomycota; Sordariomycetes; Xylariales; Xylariaceae.